GCGUCUCUAUGGCUCCUCCCCUUUGGUUCCUAUGAGGAGGGUGCGUCACUUCCGGCGGCGCGCUGCGCUUCCGCUGCGUCUCGGUGCUUCCGGCGGGAGGGCGGCGGCGGUGAAAGUCACUUUGACGGGAGUCGGUGGUAAAGCGCCAUGGCGGAGGACAUCAAGGCCAAGCUGGAGCGGUACAAGACGGCGCCGUUCGACAGCCGCUUCCCCAACCAGAACCAGACCAAGAACUGCUGGCAGAACUACCUGGAUUUCCACCGCUGCGAGAAGGCGAUGGCGGCCAAGGGGGCGGACGCCAGCCCCUGCCAGUGGUAUUAUCGCGUCUACAAGUCGCUCUGCCCCACGGCCUGGGUGACGACGUGGGACGAGUACCGCGAGGAGGGGACCUUCCCCGGCAAGAUCUGAGCUCUGCCCGCCCCUCCCCCCCACACCCCCCGCCCCUCCCCCACCCCGGGGAGUGGGGGGGGGAGGGGACGCCCGUGUCACUGCGGGGGGGGGGGAGGGGACACCGCUGUCACUGGGGCGCUGCCGCGGCCAAUAAAGGGUUAAACUGG
This is a messenger RNA of Phalacrocorax carbo (great cormorant), 557 nucleotides long. Lineage: Eukaryota; Metazoa; Chordata; Aves; Suliformes; Phalacrocoracidae. The record is from RefSeq and is a predicted model, not a curated record.